This is a messenger RNA of Diaporthe citri, 1653 nucleotides long. RefSeq lists its product as uncharacterized. The transcript has a single exon. Lineage: Eukaryota; Fungi; Ascomycota; Sordariomycetes; Diaporthales; Diaporthaceae. The coding region runs from base 1 to 1653 and encodes 550 amino acids. Gene Ontology annotation, molecular function: peptidyl-prolyl cis-trans isomerase activity. The record is from RefSeq and is a predicted model, not a curated record. Gene Ontology annotation, biological process: protein folding; protein peptidyl-prolyl isomerization. Gene Ontology annotation, cellular component: catalytic step 2 spliceosome.
AUGUCGAGCAUUUACAAUACCGAGCCGCAGCCAACGGCUUCGGUCAUCCUUCAUACGAACCAUGGCGAUCUAUCGGUCGAGCUGUUCGCGAAGCAGACUCCCCUAACCUGCCGCAACUUUAUACAACACUGCUUGGAUGGCUACUACGACAAUACGAUAUUCCACCGCCUGGUACCCGGCUUCAUUCUGCAGGGAGGCGAUCCGACGGGCACUGGCAAUGGAGGCGAGUCGAUCUACGAUGGUGGAGCUUUCAGUGGUGAUCUGGACCCAUGGCCGAUGGACCAGCGGAGGGGAAAGAACGCCGGUCCUCAAGGCGUGAACUUCAAGGAUGAGUUCCACACGCGCUUGAAGUUCAAUCGGCGUGGGCUGCUGGGCAUGGCAAACGAGAGUCGAACCGACACGAACGGCAGCCAAUUCUUCUUCACGCUAGAUAAGACCGACGAGCUCAAUGGCAAGAAUACCAUGUUCGGACGAGUGGCCGGCGACACCAUCUACAAUCUGGCAAAAAUGGGCGAGGCUGAAAUGGAAGAAGGAAGCGAGCAUCCCCUUUACCCAACAAAGAUCACCAGCGUGGAGAUCCUUGUUAAUCCUUUCGAUGACAUGAAGAAGAGGGAACGUAUUGCCCAGCGCACCACACGGCCGGUCGCCACGGAGAAGAAGAAAGACAAGAAAAGGAAAGGCGGAAAGCAGCUACUAAGCUUUGGCGACGAAGAGGGCGAGGGCGACAUACAGCCUCUUCCAAAGAAGCCCAAGUUCGAUACGAGGAUUGUGAUGGAUGUCGAAGAGCCAGAACCUCAAGUCAAGCCGCCAAAGGCUGCUAAGAGAGAGCGAGAGGCGAAAGCUCCCAAGGCCGUUGUACCAAUAAGGGAGGCACCUGCAAGAGAAGCAACUCCUGAGCCUCAGCCUUCACCCCCUCCACAAGUCACCCGGAAGUCAUCCAACAAGGCAGCACAAAAGAUUGGGGACGACUCUUCACCAGAGCCAGAAGAUCACAAAGGAAAGUCUGAGCUUGAUCGGAUGAAUGAGGAAAUAGCUGCUCUGAAAGCGUCGAUGAAGAGGACAGUCCAUUCGGAGCCCGCCAGUGAAGGCAAGAAGAACUCUGCCCUGCAGCAGAUGAUACCGGAGACAGCCACUCGAGGGCGCAAGAGGAGACCUGGCGCAAACAACCCUACGGCGGCUGAGGAACAGAAAGCACUAAGCUUCCUCAAAGCGUUCCAGGAAAAGUUGGACCAGGCUCCGCCAGAGAAGGCAGCAGCAACGGAAGUGCCAGCCUCAGGGGACGGCGAAGCCAAGGCUGGGGAUAAUGCCGAGGAAGACGAGGUCUGCGAUCUCCACUUCAUCGCCAACUGUCAGUCCUGCAAGGCGUGGGACAAGGCUGAAGGCGAGGACGACAGCGACGACGAGGGCUGGAUGUCGCAUUCCCUCAGCUUUGCUGCAGACAAGCUUGGCAAGGAUCUGAGCUAUCGCAAAAAGGCGGAGGAUGAGUUGAUCGUGAUCGAUCCACUGGCGAAGGCCCGCAGCAUCCAGGCGGAGAGGAAGGCGGAGAAGGAGAGCGAGGGCCGGAGCGGAAAGUCCGGACGUGCAUGGGGCGACCUAGCACGCAACGCGCAAAUGUCACGGACGUCCUCCCUGGCUGGGAGAGGAGCAAAGUGA